Rotaria socialis is the source of this 1425-nucleotide messenger RNA. The record is from the annotation of a GenBank genome assembly. Lineage: Eukaryota; Metazoa; Rotifera; Eurotatoria; Philodinida; Philodinidae.
AUGGACAUCAGUUUGGGAACUUAUAUUGUUAAUUUUAAUUAUGCAGCCAAAUCAUCAGAUGAAUUAACAAUACGAAAAGGAGAUAUUAUAACUGAUGUUUUACCAUCUGAAGAUGGAUGGUUAAAAGGAGAAUUGCAAGGCAAGGCUGGGCAUUUUCCAGAAAACUAUGUUACGCCAUUAAACAAAGAAGAAACCAAAAAAAGAACGCUUACAGCAAUACAAACGGAAAAUAAAAGUGGCACCCUACGUAAACGAUUAUUGACAAGUGCGUCUACAACAACUCGACAUACUACAUUAUUUCAAGUGCGAGUCAAUUAUGUAUAUUUACCCAAUCAUGAUGAUGAAUUAUCUAUUAAAAUAAAUGAUAUUAUUAAUGUUACUCGACUGGUUGAAAAAGGUUGGUACGAAGGCACACUCAAUGGUAAAUCGGGCUUAUUUCCAUCCAAUUAUGUUACGCGUAUUAAUGAAGAUAAAAAUAGUUCUAUCAAACAGAAGUCUAUUGAUGGUCGCACUACACCUGUUAAACGUGAUUCGCCGAAGAAAAUCCUCUCGACAAAAGCUCGUGUUUUAUAUGACUAUAAAGCUGUAUCUAGUGAUGAAUUAACAUUGAAAACUAAUGAUAUUGUUAUUAUACGUGAUAAGAAUGUUGGCGAAGACGGAUGGUGGAAGGGUGAACUCAACGGACAUAUUGGAUUUUUCCCUGAUAAUUGUGUUGAAGAAAUUCAUGCAUUAACGAAUUUGAAACAUCGAUCAAAUGCAUCCGAUAGUGAAACUAAACAUUCUUCUCAAACAUUAUCAAAAGUAGAACCAAUUGUUGAUGAUUCUUUCCAUAAUCAUUCCAACGAACAUCAUCCUACUACAAAGUCAACAUCAAUUGGUAUUGAUAAAGAUCAUGUAUCACGAAAUAGUUGUGAAGAAAAAAAAACUUUAGAUUCUCCAGAACGAUCCAACGAGCAUGAUGAGCCAAUAUCAAUAUUAACCAAUCGGCCACCAUCAUCAUUGGGAAGGAAAAAUGAAAGUGGUCUCCAGAAGACAACAAGUUCAUUUGAUGAAACAAAUCUUUCACAAUCGAUCGAUUUAAAAAGUGGCAACAAAAUACAUACUCCUUCUCCUCCAUCAUAUCAACGAGAACCAGGUCAAAUAGAAUCACCUCGUUAUAUUAAUCGUACAUUUCCAUUAGCCAAUGGUUCGACAUUGAACAAUACUAAUGAAUCAAAAAAUUCAAGGUUCACAACAGGUGAACAGUUACAAAAAGAAUUGUUAAAACUAAAACUAACAUUGGAGGAAGUGAAAGCAAAAUUUACUGAUCAAAUCGACGAUCUUAUUCAUGAGUUGGAUGAAGAAAAAAAAGCUCGUGCUACAUUACAAAUUGAAAUUGAACGCCUACAAAAGCUCUUUCAAAAAGCAUCACGGAUUAACUCAUAA